AUGGCGUUGAGACUUCCGGCCAGAGCGUUUCUCACAGGGCGCGCUUUUCCACGAUCCGGACUCUCUCCUCCUCGACACUUUUCCGCUUCCCCGCGAUCAACCAUGCGGAUCGCAACAUUACAACUCAGCCCCAAAUUGGGCGACUUCGAAGGGAAUGUGCAGCGUGCAGAUGAAAUUUUAAAUACCGCCAGGGCCACCAGCCAAGGUGCAUCAAGUCUCCCCGGCAUUCACAAUUGGAAACCAGAGCUCCUGGUCCUGCCCGAGCUAGCCUUGACCGGCUACAAUUUCCCCUCUCUGGAUGCCAUCAGACCUCACCUGGAGCCCGCAGGGACCGGCCGCAGCGCUGUGUGGGCGCGCAAGACAGCCCAGCGCCUCCAGUGUAAAGUAUGCGUCGGGUAUCCCGAGAUCGAGGGCGAGGGGAACUCAGAAAAGUACUACAACUCGCUGAUCGUAGUUGACGAGCAAGGAGAGGUGGUCCACAACUACCGCAAAUGCUUCCUGUUCUUCACUGACGAUACCUGGGCACACGAAGGGAAUGUGGAGCGUGGCUUCAAGGAACUUUCGUUCCCGGGGCGCGCAGAGCCCAACAUUUCGACCUCGUUCGGCAUCUGCAUGGACAUCAACCCUUACAAGUUCGAAGCGCCGUUCACAGCCUUCGAGUUUGCGAGCCGGGUUCUGGGGUCCAAGUCACAGUUGGUGAUCUUGUCGAUGGCAUGGGUGAGCACGCAUGAGCGGGAAGCGUACGAUGCACUGCAGGGCGGGCAGGACGAGGACGCUUUUCACUGGUGGCUGCAGCGGCUGAGUCCGUUGCUCCGGCGGAAGAUGCAGCAUGCGCGGAACCUGGAUGGCGCGGGUGGCGAUAAACGGAUUGUUAUUGUCUUUGCGAAUCGGACGGGCAGUGAGCCUGCGACGGAUCCUGAGAAGCCACCCACGUUAUUUGCAGGUACAAGUACAAUCUUGGCUGUGUCGCAGCGAGAGGGGUCAGAGGGUUUGAAUGUGGAGAUCCCCCUCUGGGAUCAACUCGGGGCGUCGGAGGAGGGGGUCUGUUUUGCGGAUACUACGGCUGAACCCGAAUUAGUUUUUGGGAUAGCAUGA
This is a messenger RNA of Penicillium chermesinum, 1095 nucleotides long. RefSeq names its product putative protein N-terminal asparagine amidohydrolase. Lineage: Eukaryota; Fungi; Ascomycota; Eurotiomycetes; Eurotiales; Aspergillaceae. The record is from RefSeq and is a predicted model, not a curated record. Gene Ontology annotation, molecular function: protein-N-terminal glutamine amidohydrolase activity; protein-N-terminal asparagine amidohydrolase activity. The transcript is spliced from 2 exons. Gene Ontology annotation, biological process: protein catabolic process. Bases 1 to 1095 code for a protein of 364 amino acids.